Dryobates pubescens (Downy woodpecker) is the source of this 1086-nucleotide messenger RNA. Its product is annotated as cytochrome c oxidase assembly factor 1 homolog. The transcript has 8 exons. The coding region runs from base 438 to 857 and encodes 139 amino acids. Gene Ontology annotation, biological process: mitochondrial respiratory chain complex IV assembly; mitochondrial respiratory chain complex I assembly. The record is from RefSeq and is a predicted model, not a curated record. NCBI's taxonomy places the organism in Eukaryota, Metazoa, Chordata, Aves, Piciformes, Picidae. Gene Ontology annotation, cellular component: mitochondrial inner membrane.
CUAUGGCGGCCCCCAUGAUCCACGCCUGAGGCUUUCCGCCGAACGCCGCUGCUCUAUGCCAUUCAAUCUGGGGAAUUUCAGGUGGAUUCAGCGUUUUUGUCACACCACCAGGCCUCCAGAGCUGCAGUGAAACCUGGACUGGAGAGCCUGCUUUGCUAAAUUGGGGACACGCUGCUUCUGUCAGUAUAGAUGUUAAGAAGCUUAUUAAAGGACAUAGCAGCUGACAAGUGGCUCUGGAUAAGAGCUGUCAGCGGAGCAUUUUGACUGGAUUGAGGCUACUAAGUGAUAGUGAUCUUGAACCACUGAUUUAGAGGAGUGGCACCAAAAAGCCCGUUGAUAUGCUGAGUGCUUUACAGGACAAAUAACUCUCCCUGUUUCCUCAGCUGCAUGAAAGUCAAGCCACAGAUUUCGACUUCAACUGGAAUACGAGAGGAAAAAUGCCAGCUUCUCUAAGGAAACUGCAGCAAAUGGCUGUGUUCAUGGGGCUGUUCAGCGGCGGGGGAUGCAUCGUGAUGUACAAUCUUAUGCAAAAAAGCUUUGCCCGGACCCAGUAUUAUCAGCAGGCUCUGGAGCAACUGCACAGCAGCCCUGAUGCCCUAGAAGCCCUGGGUGCCCCCCCGCUCAAGGUUCACAACAUCCGGCUGACAGAUGGGAGCAAUCGUGUGGACACAGAGAGAGCACAGAUAAAAUUGCCAGUGUCUGGAGCAAAAUCGGCAGGCUAUCUCUACAUUAACUCUGAGAUGGAUCAUUCCCAUCAACGCUGGUGCCUUCAGGAUGUCACCUUGAAACUGAAGGAUGGUCGGAGUAUUCCCGUUUACCACUCGCCAGCGGAAAGCACUGGUGUGCAAGAAGGCUAAAAACCAAAGGCAGCUGCGCCUCCACCUCCUGCUGAGCUGAGGGAGCUAUUAAUCGAUUGCAUCCUGCUGUGUCCCCGAAUCCACAAGGCUGUCACAAGUGGCAGCUUCACUUAAGCGGCGCUCUGUAGACAAUGUCCUCCCCAAGACUGCCCUCCUCAUUGUCAUUUCUUUCUUUUGCUGCUUUAGUCCUGUGUUCAUCAGAAGCCCGAAAUAAACACCUUGCAACAGA